Molecule: messenger RNA, 2116 nt
Organism: Paecilomyces variotii
Lineage: Eukaryota; Fungi; Ascomycota; Eurotiomycetes; Eurotiales; Thermoascaceae
Product: WD40-repeat-containing domain protein
Exons: 2
Coding region: 366-2006 (546 amino acids)
Biological process (GO): regulation of transcription by RNA polymerase II
Cellular component (GO): histone deacetylase complex
Molecular function (GO): protein binding; transcription corepressor activity
Source: RefSeq, a predicted model, not a curated record
UUUAUAGAAAAACCAAGGAGAAGCUGUUAGAGCAAAAAUCCAUGCUAUCUUGUAUAUAUUACGUGGAUUAUAUUGCUAUAACUACGCUAUAGUCAUAAAGAGUCAGCCUUUCUUCUAAAAGCGCAUACAUCUAUAUCGCUGAAUUUAGGCAUGAGCGUCGACGUUUUAGGUCUGUAUGGACUACUCUAUGAAUACGGGGUAUACUAGCUAUUUACCCCUCCUACUUAGCUUCCUAGGAACCAUACAGAUGGCAUCAUUUUGCUAAUAAUACCUCACUAUCAAGCUUUCCUGCCUUGAGUAUGUAUACGCUUCUCAACGAGGAGCGACGCUGCUAACCCUCUCGCAUCAUUAACAGAAUCUACAACAUGGAUGCCAUAGGUAUCAUUUCAGGGAUCAUGCAAAUUGUUACAAAUGUUUACAGCGUGUCAAAAGGACUAUAUGAGUUUAUUGAAGGCAUCAAGAACGCUCCACGACAUGUCCUUGCCAUUUCUCAAGAUGUCCGAGGCUUAUAUCUUGUGCUUGGAUCACUUCAAGGUCUUCUGGCAUGUCUUCACCAAGAUAGCCUUCCUUCUAACGUUCUACCAAUGCUUGAGAGUCUUCAACAACCGCUGGAUCAUUGCCUCUUUGCAUUUCGACAAUUGCAGCAAAAGGUUGGCAGGUACACUAAGCCAGCAAGUGACGGACAAGUAAGAAUGAGGAAAUGGACAGCGUUCCGGUGGCAGUUUACAGAAAAGGAAGCGGACGUUUGGAGGGAACAUCUGAUCUCAUAUAAAUUGACAUUAGAUGUCGCGAUUGCGACGGCAAAUCUUGCCAACACAUCCCAGAAUCUGUAUGUAACGCAAACUAUCGAGCAACAAAUGCAGGCUAUGCGGGUUCAAAUUGAUAAAAUGAGACAAGACAAUGCUGCAUCUGAUACAGUGCGCAGCGUUGAACCAGAGACUGGAUUCCAAAUCACAGAUCGGCUUUUUGCGUUGAACAGAUUUCUGGAGGAAACCGAGACGGCUUUUUCUGGAUCUCCCCCGCCGAGCCCGUCAUUAAGUCCUGAUACGUCUCUUGUUAUUGAGGAAAAGAUGGCAAUACUGCCAUCAAAGCAGAAUACUACAGAUAGCUCUUUAUAUGGCGAGCUGGUGAUGCGUAAAACAUUGGAAGGCCAUACCGGCUGGGUUUGGGAUGUAGCUCUAUCCCAAGAAAGUGCCAUCCUGGCGUCUGUCUCCAAUGACAUGACAACCAGACUUUGGGAUAUUACGACGGGCUCAAUAUCCAAGAAGCUUGAGGGCCAUUCUGACUCGGUGAAAGCUGUGGCGUUCUCUCCAGAAGGAAAGCUGGUGGCAUCAGCUUCUGAUGACAUGACAGUCAGGCUUUGGGAUACUACCAAAAACAGCUGCAAGAUUUUUGAAGGCCAUUCUGACUGGGUCAGAGCGGUGGCAUUCUCCCCAGAUGGCAAACUGGUGGUGUCCGCCUCAAAGGACACAACAAUCAGAUUCUGGGAUGUCUCUACGGGCUCUACCUGCAGAAUAAUUGAAAGCGAUUCGGGCUGGGUGAGGGCGUUGGCAUUCUCUCCAGAUGGCAAACUAUUGGUUUCUGCCUCUGACGACAUGACAGUCAGGCUCUGGGAUGCGUCCACAGGGACGAUUUGCAGAAUCCUUGAAGGCCAUUCUGACCGGGUAAGGGCUGUGGUGUUCUCUCCAGAUGGCAAACUGGUAGCAUCUGCCUCUAAGGAUAUGACAAUCAGACUAUGGAACGUCGCCACGGGCUCCACGUACAGAAUCCUUGAGGGUCAUUCUGGUUGGGUAAGGACGGUGAUAUUCUCUCCAGACGGUAACACGAUAGCGUCUUCUUCAGAUGAUAUGACAGUCAGGCUCUGGGACGCAACUAUGGGCUCUAUUCGUAGGAUAUUAAAAGGCCACUCUGGUUGGGUAAGGGAAGUAGCGUUCUCGCCGGAUGGGAGACUAGUUGUAUCUACUUCUGAUGACAUAACAGUCAGACUAUGGGAAAUGAUUUUAUGAACCGCCUUACAGUGCUUCAAGACAUCUGUCGUGUUCUGAGGCUUCGGUUGCCGUUUUUAGUGUUAGAAGUUACGUGUAGUCGCUUGAACCUGGUUCAGUAUUCAUCGCAG